AGAAGAGGAGGAGAACGAAAAAGAGGAGGAGAAAGAAGAAAAAGCCGAGGAAGAGCAGGAGGAAGAAGAGGAGGAGGAAGAAGAGGAGGAUGGACGGGAGGUACGAGCGCCAGAGCAUCGUCUCGUGCAGCGAGCAGAACUGCAGCGCGCGCGGCCCGGAGAGCGUGGCGGUGCCUGCGGGACGCGCGUGGAUCGUUAACGGCUCGGACGUGGAUGCUCAGCGGCUCGUGGAGCUCCAGCUGCCCGCCUCCACCGCACCGACGGUCAGUCACUUUCCCGUUUAUUCUCCAGAGGUGGCAAUGGUGCCCAAGUACACGUACCCCUUUCCCACCGUGGACAUUCCCGCCCACGCCCACUACACCAUUGGCUCUGUCAUCCUCGCCAUUGGCAUCACCGGCAUGGUGGGAAACUUCCUGGUCAUUUACGCCUUCAGCAGGAGUCGCAGCCUGAGGACACCGGCCAAUAUGUUCAUCAUUAACCUGGCGAUCACAGACCUGCUGAUGUGCAUCACUCAGACGCCCAUCUUCUUCACCACCAGCAUGCACAAGAGGUGGAUCUUCGGAGAGAAAGGCUGCGAGCUGUACGCCUUUUGUGGCGCCCUCUUUGGAAUCUGCUCCAUGAUCACGCUGACGGUGAUCGCCAUCGACCGCUACUUCGUCAUCACGAGGCCUCUGACCUCCAUUGGCGUUUUGUCACGGAAACGGGCCCUCCUCGUACUUAUGGCUGCAUGGCUCUAUUCUUUGGGGUGGAGCCUGCCGCCAUUCUUUGGCUGGAGCGCCUAUGUCCCGGAGGGUCUGCUGACUUCCUGUUCCUGGGACUACAUGACCUUUACGCCGUCGGUGCGAGCGUACACCAUGCUGCUUUUCAUCUUCGUCUUCUUCCUGCCACUCUUCAUCAUCAUCUACUGCUACGUCUUCAUCUUCCGCGCCAUACGCAACACAAACCAGGCUGUGGGGAAGUUUAACGGCAGCACUCACAGUCACACCAGCGGUCGUGACUCGGUGAAGAGUUACCAUCGCUUGCAGAACGAGUGGAAGAUGGCGAAGAUCGCCCUGAUCGUCAUCCUGCUCUACGUCAUCUCAUGGUCGCCGUACUCCGCCGCUGCCCUCACCGCCUUCGCCGGAUACGCCGACAUGUUGACUCCCUACAUGAACUCUGUGCCCGCCGUCAUCGCCAAGGCCUCCGCCAUCCACAACCCCAUCAUCUACGCCAUUACACACCCCAAGUACAGGGUUGCGCUGGCUAAGUAUAUCCCAUUUCUCGGUGUCUUGCUCUGCGUUCAUCCUCGCGACCUCCGCUCUACCAGCAGCAGCUUUGUGUCGACGCGUCGCUCCACUGUGACCAGCCAGUCGUCCGACAUCAGCAGCCAUUUCAGACAGCACAGCACCGGCAAGAUCCGCCUCUCCUCCGUGUCCGACAGCGAAUCGGGUUUGACAGACACCGAGGCUGAUCUGUCCAGUAUGGGCUCCAGACCAGCCAGCCGCCAGGUCUCCUGUGACAUCAGCAGAGACACCACUGAACUGCCCGACUUCAAACCCUCGUCCAGCUUCAAGUCCAAGAUAAAGAGCAACGACUCGGGCAUCUUCGAGAAGACCUACGACACAGAUUUCUCGAAGACGGGAGUCAGUGAACGCAGCAGCGUCCCAAAUAGCGGAGAUUACGCAGACGGACACGUGAUGAGAGGCACGCUCAGUCGAAUCCCGAGCAUCGUCGUCACCUCAGAGACCAGCCCCUUCCUUCCCAUUGGACGGAAUGGUUCACGCAACGCCCGCACCAAAACAAACAACAUCAACAACAACAGCAACAGGGGGGCAGGGCACGGGUAGACCAACUCCAGCAGCCAAUCACCUGCAGCCACCUCAUCAGCUCACGUCCAGUCAGAUAUCUAGAAACGUAGAGUUCAAACACACCUGAAACUAAGACACAGACAAAACCAUCAGAGGAAAUUAUUAGAUUUUACAUUUCUUUUUUGAUUUAGGUUUCAACCAGAACUGAUACCGAGGCUGAGAAAUCUGAAUAACAAUUCAUGCAUUAAAGAGCGACAUAACACCUUAUUUAAGCUUGAACCCACUUCCUUCCUUUUCCAGUCCCCCCUAUUGGUGAAUUUACAACAAAUAUGAAACACACAAACAGCGCGAUAGAGUGUGAAAUUUGCUUCAUUCACUUGCUCACUCGCUUGAUUUGAAAUUAUUGAACCAGAGCCAGAAAGUGACGUGAUGCGAGGCCGCAAAAUCCUGAAUCGAUACUUAGAUUUACUUAAAUUGUAAUUUUGUGUGCAUCGGAGUCACUGAAAUAUAAACUGUAGCUACUAAAGCUUUUAUGAGCUACUUAGAUCCAAAUAUCUAAAGUAUGUAAAGAACAAACAUACACAGAGAGAACAGGAAUACAUUUGAAACGCGUCGGAAACACUGCUGCAUCUGUGAGGAAAGAAAACUAAAUGUUUUGCAGAGACAUUACUUUUUUUCAGCUUGUCAAAACAUUAUUCAAGCCUUCAAACUUUUUUUUCAAAUUUGCAAAACCUUUAUUUUAUUAGAUUUCAAGAUGUCAAACACUAAGUUCCAACCGUUCAAAGCCUUUUCACCGGUUUCUAAAUAUGACUUUAUGUUCAUCCCGCAUGAAUGUUGGAUUGUUUAUUUCAAAAAAUUGAAAACAGACUCUCAAGGCUGCUGAUUUGAUUCUGAGGUUGAGAAGUCUGCAGGUUCAGACACAAAUUGAAGGUUAUUGCCAAAAGAGACUGUAAUGCAUUUUCCUCCUUUUUUGAGCAAGUAGCAGAUACAUGUUAUUAUUAUUAUGUCAUACUAUUAGAGCUCAAGAAACAUUAAGACUGGCACAGAAUCGCUUUUUAUUUAAAGGUCUACGAGCUGGUUCCUUGUCUGUAGAGUUUUUGACAUCGGAUAAAGGCUCAUUAAUGCUCAACGUUAGAUACAGAAAUGGAUGAAGCCUUCUGUCCAUAAUCGUUCAUUUCAUCCAUAUUUGUUCAUUUCCUCUAGAAGCUGACGGAUAUGGAUGAAAUGGAGCAGUACCAAGAGAAAUCAGGGGGGGCAGUGUAGCCAAUAGUUUGACAAUAAGACACAAGGAAGAAAUUUGAACAAUGGCAGAACUUUUUGAAGAGAGACUUUGUAAGAUUGUAAGAAACAACAGAAACAACCUUCUCCUCCUUCAUGUUUGUUGUGCAACGCUCGAAUUGCUUAGCUGUGCUAAUGUAAACCGCAUGGAUGUAUGUUAGCAUGUUAGCAGCAAUGGACGAAUCUCAAUGCUUAUGUAAAGGCAGCAUAAAUUAGCUUAUCAACGUGAAAAUCUCAAGAAGGUUUAUUUAGUGUUAUUUUGCUCUUUAAAGAUGCAGUGAAUUAGUGUUUGGAGAAAACAACACUCACUCUUAAAUACUUUUAGUACUUUUUAAUAGUUUUUUUAAUGAUGAUUGCUGUUUGUAAAGACCCUGCACACUCACACGGGUGUUUUUAGUUCUUCUAGAUGAUUAGACCUCAGAGAGAACACACAGAUUUAAAGAAAACACACACACAUUUCAGAGGGGAAGUCUAAUCAGUGGAGGAUCUUUUAACAUCAAUUCAGGAAACUAUAGCCGUGUCUCAAGUCAGCGACUGCCACCUUAGAUGAACCGGCUCUACGUAGCCGACAUCCACUACAUCCUCCAAUGACUGCGUAGACCACAUCGGCCGAAACGAAAUGAGACUAGCCCCCAGCUUGUCCCACCCUUACAGCCAUGGCCUAGCAACAAAGCUACGGACGAAAACGUUCUUUGGUUCAUUAAAGAUGUUGGAAAUAUUUUCCAAGCUGUUCGGUUGAGUACUUUCAUUUAAAAAUAAAUUCUUCUGACAUCUUCCGUUGUUUGGGGAUGGAAGGACACAUUUGUCGGCCGCAUUUGUCAGAGCCUUCGAAUUGGGACAUUCUUAUCCCGCCGCUGUGACGUAAUUGGUCUACAAAUGAGGCUUCAGAAGGAUGCGGCCCCUGAAGUGAGACACAGUUUAUUUAAUUUGAAACUGCUUAUUAUACAACUGAAGACAAACAAAUAUCUGAUAGUGUUUCCUUUAUUUCUUUAACUUAAUCUUUAACCUAAAGAAAAUAGUUUUCCUGCUCCUCCUUUCUUGUCCCUGAUUCGUAACGUUUAAAUAACGACUCGUGAUGUUUCAUGUUUUGUUCUCUUUAGACGAGUUCCUCGUUUCCCUCCAGCGAAAGUGUUCUCAAGUUUUAAGAAAAAGCAAAGUGUUAAUAUGAAUUAAUUGUGUGUUGAGAUUUAUUUGCAGCACAUUUUUGCAAUUUUUCUGUUUGUAUUUUUAUUGUCUGUUGCUUUUGAUUGAAUUCUUCUGUUGUGUUUUUUCCAGCUCAGUUCUCAGAGUGAUGUGACAGGGGUUCGCUGUGAGUUAAACAUAAAUGUGAGAUUGAACCCAACUUUAAAUUUGACUGUUUACUUACCCUCUCUCCAUAUGGUAAGAAAAAUACUGUGUCUUUAAAGAGCGUGGAUGGUAGUUUCUUUAGCUAAUAAAACUCUGGUUUUGACAUUUCAGUGAAAAUAAAAAAAUUUUAGUCAAAUAGAUAGCUGCUUUUGUCUUGUACCAUCUGAAAUAAUUGUAUAUUAAAAUGUUACUUCAAUGCUAAAUCUGCCUUUGUUAUUAUGAACAAAUGGUUUUGGCAUGAAUUAACAUUUUUAACAGGCAGUUAGGUGGACAGCACAGGACGGAGUUUACCGACAAAUGUACCAAACUAUACACAAACAUUCUCAAACAUUCUCAAACCACAGCGUGACCAAAAAGUUUGGAGAGUAUUCAAUUACAGCUAGUUUUUAAGGAUCAUUGCUGCCAGAUUCGAGUACUGAGAUUGGGUGUUUUUCCACUUUAUUGGAGCUAAGCUAACCUCUUGCCUCCAGUCUUUGUGCUGAUCCAGGCUAAACACGUCCAAGACCCAUGAAAGUGUUUCCAUCUGAUAUCAGAUUUGGAUAAUAUCUUGGUACAGUGACAAUCAGUAGGAUUUUCCAAAAUGUCUGUUUUCUUUCUUACUAAAAUCCCCUCAUGCUGGAAGCCCUGAGGCCUGCAAAUGCACUUUUGUUAAGAAACAAAUUAUUUUUAAUGGUUUUCAAAAGGUCCCCGUGUUCUGGUGUUGUUCAGCUUGUUUUUAUCUCCCUCUCUUUAUUUCAUUUUCCUAUUUGCAUCUUUAAAUUGUAUAUUUUGCUGAAAGGUGAUUUAGUGGAAUGUGAUUGUGAUGUUGUUGGUGUUCGUACCGGCGGUUAAAAGGGAUAUUGGUGUUGAUUGUAAAGUGGCUCUUGAAAAGCCAAUCGUACCUGUUGGUCUGUGUGGAGUUAACGAACAUUCCCCAACAGUCUAAUUGAAUGUUUUCACAAAACACGUACAGAUUUCCUCUCAUGACAGAUUUUCAUCAAUGCAACCAAGACAACAAAACCUCAACAAAACUUAAACUAAAGAUUGUAGCAGUCUUAACCGAUAAAAAGCUGUAACGUCGAACUGUUCACUAAUCUGAGCCAUGCUAGUGUGUCUCGUGGCUAAGCUAGUAUUUAGCUAACAUUACUAAUAUGUUGUAGAUGCUAACUGGGCUGUUAAAGUGUUGUAAUAUUAGCAAUAGAUAAUCCAAAUUAAGGCUUUACCAAACCAUCUGUGGGGCCAAAGACUAAACUGGCUAACGAAGAAAUAAAAUAAACUGAGGCAACGUUACUCAAAAUGUCUUAAACUGGUCUGUUCCAUUAACUAGUUUGCCUUUAGCUCGAACCUCUUUACGUUAAAGCUAAACUACAACAAACUUUAAUUAGCUAACCUAUAACCUUAAUCGAGAUUAGCUGCUUUAGCUUGAACACAGGCUAAAACCAUAUAUUUCAGCGGAUAAACUGUUAGCUACACUUUGUGGGUAAAGACUAAACUGGCGAACGUAGAACUAAAAUAAUCUGUGAGGCAACGUAAAUCAAAAUGUCUAAAACUGGUCUGUUAGAUUAGCUUUAGUCAACCUUUAGCUAAAAGCUUUUUACAUUAUAGCUAAACUACAACAAACUGUUAGCUAACCUAUAACUUUGAUUAAGAUUAGAUGCUUUAUCUUGAACACAAGCUAAAACCAAAUAUAUUAGCAGCUUAACUGUUAGCUACACCAACUCAGCAAUUUUUUGGCCAAACCAAACAAGCUUUGUUGGUAAAGACUAAACUGGCUGAUAUAGAACUAACUUACACUGAAAGGCAACAUUACCCAAAAUGUCUUUAACUGGCAUGUGAGUUUAGCUUUAGUUUACAUACAGCUAAAAUAUUUUCACUUUAGAUAAACUACAAUAAACUGUUCAAUUAGCUGAAUUAUACCACCAGCGUAACCUUAUCAAGAUUAACUGCUUUAGCGUAAAUACAUUGUUGUAGUUUAAAGCCGGAAGGAUAGAUAAUCAGAUUACAUAUUCUGAAAGGUUCAGCCCUACAACUUUCAAACUGCGCUGAUGGCUUUGAUUCAAAUAUGUAUAUUCACUUCCAUCCUGUUAGCAACACAAACCUCAACCUCUGCAUAUUUUCCUAAUAUUUUCUGCUGGAGUGUGAUGGCAGAAAGUGCAGUAUAUGGUAAAUCAGCAGUAUAAUGCAGUAAAUCUCCACACCGCACAACAGUGUAGUAAUGAUACUGAAUAUAAACGCAGGUGUUUGAUAUAGUAGUUCUUGUGUAUUGACGUUUCUGUUCCGAAGGGUUGAUGUUUGAAAAUGGGAAAAGGAUUUAUUGAUGAUUUCUCACUCCUGUGUUGGUCUUAUUUAUUUUUCUAAAUAAAUAUCUAUUAUUCA
Messenger RNA from Hippoglossus stenolepis (Pacific halibut), 6767 nucleotides. RefSeq names its product melanopsin-A. Gene Ontology annotation, cellular component: membrane. Gene Ontology annotation, molecular function: G protein-coupled receptor activity. The record is from RefSeq and is a predicted model, not a curated record. Gene Ontology annotation, biological process: G protein-coupled receptor signaling pathway; visual perception. The transcript has 11 exons. Lineage: Eukaryota; Metazoa; Chordata; Actinopteri; Pleuronectiformes; Pleuronectidae. The coding region runs from base 90 to 1826 and encodes 578 amino acids.